This is a messenger RNA of Anolis carolinensis (green anole), 2102 nucleotides long. It is a transcript of the gene prodh2, whose product is annotated as proline dehydrogenase 2. The record is from RefSeq and is a predicted model, not a curated record. Gene Ontology annotation, molecular function: proline dehydrogenase activity; FAD binding. Lineage: Eukaryota; Metazoa; Chordata; Lepidosauria; Squamata; Anolidae. The transcript has 10 exons. Gene Ontology annotation, cellular component: mitochondrion. Bases 56 to 1471 code for a protein of 471 amino acids.
ACCAGAUGUGGCAUUUUCAGACGUGUCACUCUGCCCUUCAGACAGAGCUGGCGGUAUGCUGAAAUGGGCCCCCUGCUUCUUGCACCGUUGGGCAAUAGCCCUUGGGACUCCUCAACCUGCUGCCUGGAAAUCUUCACUUCUCAGGACGGCCCCCAAAGCUGUUACAAAGACCCCCACGCCUCCAUAUCUAUCGCUAAAUUUGGAUGAUGGGAAGGUUUUCCGCCUCAAAAGCAAUUGGGAACUGGCCCGUGGAUUGCUGGUGUUUCUGCUCUGCUCUUCUCCAAGGCUGGUUCAGAAAGCACCCAUGCUUCUUUCCAUCUCCCGACGGAUUCUGGGCCAACGGCUAUGGAGCUCAUUCCUUCGUCUCACACUGUAUGGACAGUUUGUAGCUGGCGAGACUCACGGAGAGAUCAAGGAAACAUUGCAAUGGCUCCAGGGUUUGGGGGUCCGCCCUCUCCUUGCAGUCCCUAUAGAGGAAGAUGUGGGGCAGACAAGGGAUGGAGAAGAGUGGUAUGAGAAGAAUACCCACGCCAUGCUGACCUGCCUGGAUCUGUCGGUGGGGGGUACUACAAAUCCCAUGAUGCAGCUCAGGGUGACAGCAUUGAUGGCGGCUGAGCUGUGUAAAACCAUUACUUUACAUCUACAAGAACAAAGUGGAAAGUCAGAUCUGAGCUUAGAGAGAGUGGUGUCUGCCAUGAAAGGAGAAGACCUCAAUUUUGACUGCCUGACCCAAGAAGAGAACCAGCAUUUCCAAAGAUCUUUGCAUCGACUCAAUUCUGUAGCACGGUAUGCUGUGGAAAAAGGAGUGCGUGUUCUGGUGGAUGCAGAAUAUACCUAUGUGAACCCUGCCGUGACACUUGUUACAUUGGCAAUGAUGGCUACCUGGAACACACAGCAUUCAUGGAUCUGGAACACAUAUCAGGCAUAUCUCAAGGACACACUAGAUCGGUUGACUCAAGAUGCGUCUCUCACUGAACACCUGGGUGUCUGUUUUGGAGUGAAGCUGGUACGGGGUGCAUAUCUGGAGAAGGAGCGGAAAUUGGCAAAGGAAACGGGGUACCCUGACCCUGUGCAACCCAACUGGGAGGCUACCAAUGAUAGUUACCAACGCUGUUUGGAUUUCAGUUUGGAUCAAGUGUCUAAAGCCAGGGGGAGCUUUGAGCUGAUUGUGGCAACGCAUAACGAAGCCUCAGUGAUGCAUGCUGUCCAGAGGAUGGCAGAGAUGGGUAUCGACAAAGCUGCUGGACCCGUUAGCUUUGGACAGCUUCUGGGCAUGUGUGACCAGGUGUCCUUGGCACUUGGUCAGGCAGGCUAUGCCAUCUACAAAUCCAUCCCUUAUGGAUCGGUGGAAGAGGUGAUCCCAUAUCUGAUCCGCCGUGCUCAGGAGAACCAGAGUGUCCUGCAAGGGAUCAGGAAAGAACGCAACCUGUUACGCUCGGAGCUGCGCAGACGGAUCUUGAGAAGACCUUGAGGAAAUCUAAAUAUUUCCAAAGAACUAUCCCACUUCCCCGCCCCCCUCCAACCUGGACUCAUAAAAGUAUGACCACUAACAUCCUCUGUUCCAGUGUCACGCCAAUAUAAUCUUCAAAAUAUUCACCAUUUUGGUUUGCCAGAUCCCAAAACAGAAACUUGGUAAUAUCAUGGAUAUAUUAACUCUAAUAUACUCACACAACUCCAGAUAAACUCUAAUGCACAAACAUGCCUGCACAAGAAAGCUAGGCAAGGACCAAGCAGUGGCAUAGUAAUACAGGAGUAGGACUUGACAUGUUAAAACCAUUUUGGAUCAAGUGUUAGAAAAAGAGAAAUUAAUGGGUGGCUGUCAAGUUUUCAGAAUUUUCCUGUAGUGUGUUUGCUAUCAGUUAUGGAAGUGUAUCUUACUAGGGUGCAUCUACAAUGUAGAGUUAAUGCAGUUUGGUAUCCCUUUAAUUGCCAUGGCUCAAUAGUAUGGAAUCAUAGGAGUUGUACCUUCAUAAGGCCCUUAGUGUUAUGUGCCAAAAAGUGUCAAUGCCUCACCAAACUACAAACCUUUGGCUGUGUUGGCUUUACAAAUUGUAUGGAUUCCUUUGAUCUAUGAGAAAAUAAAGAAAUAUGUUGAACAGACA